Amphimedon queenslandica is the source of this 1498-nucleotide messenger RNA. RefSeq names its product mucin-5B-like. The record is from RefSeq and is a predicted model, not a curated record. Gene Ontology annotation, biological process: regulation of DNA-templated transcription. The transcript is spliced from 4 exons. Gene Ontology annotation, cellular component: CCAAT-binding factor complex. The coding region runs from base 18 to 1397 and encodes 459 amino acids. Gene Ontology annotation, molecular function: DNA binding; DNA-binding transcription factor activity. Lineage: Eukaryota; Metazoa; Porifera; Demospongiae; Haplosclerida; Niphatidae.
UGCCCGCCCUUAAGAAAAUGGCGUCAGAACAGCAACAACAAGAGGCUCUUGCUGGUCUCAUUAGCGAGAACGCAUCUGAGGUGGCUAUUCUUCAAGCUCUACAAAGUGCACUCGCGGAAAAUGCUCUUUUUACUUCUUCCCUUGAGAAAGGAGCUGAUCCUACCAACAUUGCUAACCUACUAUCCUCACUCAAUAGCUUACAAGCAACUCAAAUGCUAAUGAUGGUGCCAGGUGCUGCUGGGGCUCUCAAUGCUUUAUCCAGGUUCCCAUUGAAUAAUGGAGGAGAGAUUGUAGAAGAAGAGCCAUUGUAUGUCAACGCUAAGCAAUAUCACCGGAUCCUAAAGAGAAGACAAGCAAGAGCAAAACUAGAGGCCGAGGGUCGAAUACCGAAAUCAAGACAAAAAUAUCUACACGAGUCAAGACACCUUCAUGCUCUGAAUAGGAACAGAGGACAGUAUGGUCGGUUUCAAAAAGGAAACGUGCUACCUCAACCUAGUGGAGUCUCUUCAGCUUCUUCAUCCAGUGCAUCAUCUUCUAAUCCUUUGCAAAAAACCUCUUCUACUUCAAUUGGUGCUUCAAGCAGUGCUACUCUACCAAUACACCAUAGCACUCCUUCAAGUAAUGGCCAGUUUAAUACUAUCAGUAAUAAUAUUCGACAUCAGUCCUCAAGUUCUUUUCAAGGCAGUGUAAUCCAUGAUAAGAGUGUUUUUGAUAUUACUAGUAAUAAUGCUACUAUGACUAAUAAUGGAAUGACUAACACUGGUAGAGUUUAUAUCAGUACAACUGGAGCUGGCAUACCUUCAACCUCACACACAAGUAAUGAUGCUAGGCUAUCAGUGACGCCUAAUGCAAGUCUUCCCUCUAGCACUCCAGUCAUUGUGAUACCACCACCUCCUGUUGGCACUCAACAGACCACUGAAUCUAACUCUACCAUUAAAUCGUCUACUACUAAUAUCCAAGGAGGAUUAGGUAGUGUGGUAAAUCCUUCUACUAGCAUUCAAGGAGGAUUAGGUAGUAUAGUAAAUCCUUCUACUAGCAAUCAAGGAGGAUUAGGUGGUAUAGUAAAUCCUUCUACUAGCAUUCAAGGAGGAUUAGGUGGUAUAGUAAAUCCUUCUACUAGCAUUCAAGGAGGAUUAGGUGGUGUAAUAAAUCCUUCUACUACCAUUCAAGGAGGAUUAGGUGGUGUAAUAAAUCCUUCUACUACCAUUCAAGGAGGAUUAGGUGGUAUAGUAAGUCCUACUAGCAUACAAGGAGGAUUGGGUGGUGUAAUAAAUCCUUCCAGUUCUGGUGGCAAUGUAUCAGGAGGUGGGCCUAAGCAAGGCAAUGAUGAUGUAGAGGAAGCAUUACGAGGUCUAAUGGACAAUGGUCUGCUUGAUCUUCCAUUCUUUACUUUAUAAACAGUCAUUCAUAUAUUACCAAUAGCAGUUAAUGUAAUAGAAACAUGUUUUUGUAAUGUAUUUCAUUCAUUUAUUUGUAAAAAUCAUUUUUAUUUAAUCGA